AAGAGACUAAAUUUGCUAAUUUUGUCAUGCUUGAUUUUGAUUCAGCUUGAAGGCUUGAACUGAGUGAGUCUGAGUGUCUAUAUAUUUAUCAGUAGUACUGGAGUAACUGAUGGAUCAGUGAUACAAUCAUUGAUACAAGUUAUGACUGGUGAGAAUUGCCAGCUCACUGGACCCUGACUCUAAGAAUCUGAGGAGUUAUUACGUGUGUAUCCUCCAUAUAUAAAUUAUUUUGAAGUCACUAAGGAGGCUCUCAGUUCCUGUGAUCGUCAGUUCCCAAGGUUUCAUGCUUUCCUUAAGUGUAAUGAGUCCAAACCAGAGUGUGGCCGCCAGACACUAUCAGAACUACUGAUAACACCAGUACAAAGAAUACCAAGGAUCAUAUUAUUACUACAAGAUUUAUUAAAGCGUACUGAUACUGGCCACAUUGAUUACAAGCAGUUGGAGGAAUCAGUUGAAAAACUUAAGAAUGUAAUGGAACACAUAAAUGAAGACAAGAGGAAGACAGAGAAGCAGAUGCACAUGUUUGAACUUAUACGUGACAUUGAGGAUGUCCCGCCGACGGUCCUUUCAUCUCAUCGUUGGCUUAUUUCAAGACAUGAUGUGCUGGAGUUAAAUAUUAGCAAUAAUGGAAAGACUAAUAAACCAUUGUCUAUAGCAUUGUUCCUCUUCUCUGACAGCAUUGAGAUUGCUAAGAUAAGAAGUGGUCAUGGUUUUGUUGCUAUGAAGGACUCAUACAAACCAUACAGACACUUGGAGUUUCUCACAUAUUCUAAUAUUAGAUCAGUUAUUGAUUUCACUGACAGUGAAGAUGUUGUUAAUGGUUUUGGUCUGUUAGUCCAUUGGUCUGAUGAUCCUCAGGAGAGAUUAUUAACUUUUAAAAUUAACGGAGACUCAUCAAUUAAAACAGAACUAAUUAAUAAAAUAUCUCAAAUGAUGUGUACCAGUAACUGUGCCCCAUCUCCAGAUAUGUUUGUAUGGAAGACCUCAUCAGAUAUAUUACACUCAAUGCCAAAGACUGGAGGUAGCAUUGGACCCAUUGAUACUGGAACCAUUAAAAGAGCAUUCACUGAUAGUAUUAAAGGAAUGAGAAGGAAAGUGAAGAGAACUAUAUCAAAUCGUUCCAAUAGAAGACCAUUCACACCAUUGAGUAAAAAUGUUGAUCAGUUAGACACAAUGGAUGAAUCAUUUACUGAUCUUGAUUCUACUCUGAAUACUUCUACACUAUCAGUAGCUCCUCCUUUUCCUCCUACUCCAAUGAGAGCUCCUCCCACUAAAAGACAAGCAUUAGGAUAUGGACAUUCAUUUAGUUCAAUGGAUCUCACUAAAUUAGGAUCCACUGGUACACUCUGAUACUGUGCAUGUAUCCCAUUAGAUUGUUAUAUUUUAUUUUUAUAAUUCUCUCCUCUCUCAUCAUUGUUGUGUCUUUCUCUAUUAAUUAUUAUUACUUAACUACAUUGCAUUUAACUCUCUCUCUAUAAUUGUCUCAUAGCCCAAGCUAAUUUAGUUUAAUUUUCUUGCAAUUGUUUACUUUUAUAAUCAUCAAAAAUGA
Messenger RNA from Amphimedon queenslandica, 1549 nucleotides. RefSeq names its product protein ECT2-like. The transcript has 13 exons. The record is from RefSeq and is a predicted model, not a curated record. Gene Ontology annotation, molecular function: guanyl-nucleotide exchange factor activity; GTPase activator activity. Gene Ontology annotation, cellular component: cell cortex; nucleus. Gene Ontology annotation, biological process: regulation of cytokinesis, actomyosin contractile ring assembly; nervous system development; activation of GTPase activity. NCBI's taxonomy places the organism in Eukaryota, Metazoa, Porifera, Demospongiae, Haplosclerida, Niphatidae. Bases 472 to 1350 code for a protein of 292 amino acids.